UUAGGCAGCUAAUUUGAGUUUGUUUGAAAACUGUGGGAGUACUAACAGAUAGGUAUAAAGCCGGCGAGCACUGUAGGAAGCGAACCAGUUUAAACUGUGCUUGUAAAGCACUUAGAUCGCGUUUUGAAAUCUUGUAACUUUAGUCUAAUUUAUUUAAAUAUGGAACGUUGGGUGGGCAAAGUUGCUGUUGUUACUGGAGCUAGUGCUGGAAUAGGCGAAUCUAUUGCCGAGAAAUUGGUGAAGGCUGGUGUUUUGGUUGUUGGACUGGCUCGUCGCGUCGAAAAAAUAGAAGCCAACGCAAAGAAACUCUCUAACUGCAAAGGAAAACUCUACGCAGUAAAAUGUGACAUGACCAAAGAGGAAGACAUUGUUAACGCCUUCCAGUGGACAACUAAAAAUGUCGGACUAGUGCAUGUCCUUGUAAAUAAUGCCGGCGGCAACCCAGGAACGAAUCUCAUUGAUGGUGAUACCUCUCGUUGGCGGCAAUGUUUCGAAACUAAUGUUAUUGGUCUCCUAUCCGCUUCCCGGGAAGCGAUCAAAAUCAUGCGCGCGAACAAUAUCGAGGGCCAAAUUGUGAAUAUCAGCAGCGUGCUGGCUCACGUAAACAUGUAUUUCCCCACAGUCAAUGUGUACGCCGCCACCAAACACGCUCUGAACAACUUGAACGAUGUAAUUCGACAAGAACUCAACAUGAAUAAACUUAAUAUCAAAGUAUGCAGUGUAAGCCCCGGUGCUGUAGACACAGAGUUUAUCAACGACGAUAACUGUCCGGCGGCGAUGCGCGCCAUGUUUGAUAGAACAACGUUUUUGAAGGCAGAAGAGGUAGCUGAUACCGUUAUGUAUGUUAUUGGUACUCCACCGAGUGUGCAUAUUAGCGAGAUGAUUGUACGACCACCCUUCUCUAUGUGUUAAAUAAAUAUGUUUUUAAUAACAA
This is a messenger RNA of Dalotia coriaria, 934 nucleotides long. Its product is annotated as farnesol dehydrogenase-like. Bases 160 to 912 code for a protein of 250 amino acids. The record is from RefSeq and is a predicted model, not a curated record. Gene Ontology annotation, molecular function: oxidoreductase activity. Lineage: Eukaryota; Metazoa; Arthropoda; Insecta; Coleoptera; Staphylinidae. The transcript is spliced from 2 exons.